Vitrella brassicaformis is the source of this 4016-nucleotide messenger RNA. The record is from the annotation of a GenBank genome assembly. NCBI's taxonomy places the organism in Eukaryota, Vitrellaceae.
AUGGAUUUCCAGUCGAUGCUUCGUCGCGCCAAGGAGGAGGCGCGGCAGGCAAGGGAUGGCAAACAUGACGGCCUGCCCCUCACGGCAGUGAAGCCGGGCAAGCUCUUCAAUCUUUUGCAGACCAUGAAGGACCAGGUGAGCGCGUCGGCGAGGACCACGCCUUGGCUGAUGUAUUGCCAUGUUCUGUGAUUGUGUCUGUCUGUCUGUCUGUGUGUUGCAGGGCAGCCGGAAGUCGCUGCUGCUCGUGGAUGUGAGGCCGCCGCAGCAGUACAAACAGGGCCACAUCAGAGGGGCCAGCAACAUGACGAGUAAGUGAGCGGAUUCAUUCGUGAAUCCAAUCCAUUCUGCACAACACACACAUGCACAUCACACAUCUGUCUGUCCACCUGAUCCCCCGGCCUGCAGGUGUGAGUGUGGCCUCUGGCACCUUCCACCCACCGCGUGGGAGCGACAGCAGCAUGCUUAAUGACAAAAUGACAGUCAUCUGCUACAAUGAGGACCACACCAAGGCGCACACACCCAUGACGUGAGCACAGCACACAUUAGAGAACGAGCAUGCACGCGAGAGGCCCGGCCCCUUGACAUGACAUGGGUCUGCGUGUGUCUGUCUGUCUGCAGGGAUGAGGGGCAGGCGCAAGUGCUGCAGCUCAUCCGGGUGGGUGAGGACGGAAAACACUCAUGUGAGUGAAACCCCUGGUGUGUUGUGUGGUUGGUUGAUGCAGCGAUCGGGUCACCUUGUGAAGGAGGUUGGUCUGCUGGAGGGCGGAGUGUGUGCCUUCCGUGAGCUAUACCCCUUCCUGUGUCUGUCGUCGGAUGAAGAGAAAGACCCACACCUCAGGUAGGUGCGUCAGUCAGGGCCCUGACUGACGCAAAUGAAUGGGCAGAUGGGCGAGGCGGGUGGUGUGUUUCGUUUGCAUUGCAGUGCCAAGGCCUACAUGCGCUAUCCUGUGGAGAUCACGCCGCAGCAAAUCUAUGUGGUCGGUGCAAACACAACACGACACAUACGAUAAGAUAGAUACGCACGACGGCAUUCAUGGUACCAUGCAUCCCUCCCCUCCCUCUUGUCUGUGUUGGUUGGUCUUUCUCACUCAGGGCCAUCUCUUCCACGGCUGCAACGCCCGCAUAUUCGAGCGGCUCCAAAUCAAGUGAGUGACGAUGGAUGGAUGGAUCCACACAGAUACAGCUCUUGUGUCCUGUCUUGGUCUCAGGUCCCUCAUCGAUUUGACCCCGAACGGCAUCAUGUCGGCGGCCAACGACGGCCAGACGUCCCCCACCACAGCAGCGCCGUCAACAGCAGCCUCAUCCCACGCUGCAUCCCCCACCUCACCACACACACCAGUACCACCGGCACUCGAGGCACCACCCAACGCACCCCCACUCGCCCUGCCCGAAGCGAGCAACGAGCAACAGGACCCGCAGCAGCAGCAGCAGCAGCAGGGGGGCGAUGGGUCUUCGCUGGACGACAUCGACGAUGACGUGCAAGUCCAGGGAGGCGAGGGCAAUGGCAACGGGGACGGCAAUGGGGGCGACGGCGGGCGGCGGCGGACGUACAACCGGGCUGAUGUGCUGGGGCCCGUCGACCUGGACGACUAUCACCACAUACGUCAGUGAGACAUAUAGAUAGUAAACAGACAGACAGACAGACAACUCUUUUCCCCCCUCCCCCCCUUCUAUCUCUGUCUCUGUGUGUGUGUAUGUGUAUGUGUGUCAGCUGUGCACGCCAGCGGGUGGACGGGUGGGGGUCUGCAGCAGUGCGUCAGGGUGCUCCAGAAGCUCCUCAAAUCCAACAACAACAACAACAACAGUAGUGCAUCGGCGGCAGCUGCUGCUGCAAGCGCGCAAGAGCCAAACAAACUGCCUCUCCUGGUGAGACGGGCCGGAUGGGCCGGAUAGAAGAGACUGAUCUCUUCUGCUGCACCCAUCCCAUCUUCCUUUCUGUCUGUCUGUCUGUCUGUCUGUGUGGGUGACUGUUUCGCAGAUCUUCGAUGUGAGUGGGCAGGACGCUUGUGUGGUGGCCCUGGCAGCGUACUACAUCGCGGCGAAGGGAUGGCCCGUCACCACCGCACGUGAGGGAGGCGGGCGGGCGGGGGCUCACCUCACCUUUACACCACACACACAUUGCCCCUGCUUCGGCUAUUGGAAUGGCUGGAUGAUGCAGUGACGUUUCUGGCCAACAAGCACGGCGACAUCGCCCCCUCGCCCGCCAACUGGCAGCAGCUCAACAUCUUCACCGAAUACCUCAAACAGGCCCAGGAAAGGCGCAGCGGCAGCACUAGCAGCGACAUGGCCGGAGGUGCUGACGAUGAAGACCGGAUGGACGAGGGGCCAGCCGAGAGGGGCGAGUCUUCGGCAUCUGCAGAGGCGAGAGAUGAACAUGAGGAUGAGGAUGAGCAAGAUCAUGGUGCCGUCGAUGGCGGCUUCCUGAGGGCGUUUUUCGAGAAGUCAUGCUCCUCGUUCGGACUUCCAGACAAAGUGAGCGAUGGGUGGAUGCGCGUAAACAAAUACCCUUAACCACCUCCACCACCGCCCAAUACCCUGAUGUGUUUGUCGGUGUGUUGCAGGGUCUGACACUGAGCCCCCUGAGCAAUCCGGUGCGGCUGAUCGGCUUGCGUCAGCGAGUUUCGUAUCUGUUCAGUGCGCCCCCAGCAGCAGAAGCGGAUGCUGCUGGUGAUGACGCUGCUGCUGCAGCCCUGCAGGAGUGCCGACAAGGGUACGACGGCAUCUUCGACGCCAUCCGCAUGGUCAGCCGCCACACACACGCGUCACACCUCACCCACCAUCCUUGAAUGUGUCAUGUGUGCAGGGCGGCAGCCUCUCCGCGGCCCAGUGGAGGUUCCUCUCGUCAGAGUACCACCGAUGCAUCACGCCCUCCCCUCCUCCCUCCCUCCCCUCUCCCCCACUGCCGGUGCUGGUGGAGGUCCUCUUAUCCGCUCUAGACACGUGGCAGCCCAUCUCGCUGCAGCAGGCACUGGAGAACCCCUUCAUCGGCCAGCCAGACGCCCUGCUCAUGCACACCAUCAGCGAGACCGACGCCGGCCGGUGGGUCGCCGCCAACGCCCUCAAUGCGCUGCGGCACGUGUCUGCGGUGGAUGAGACAUCGGCCAAUCGCCGCCAGUGGACGGUCAACAUCAGCGACGGAGACGGAGAUGAGAGUGCGGCCAAGCUGAGGUCAUUCCGCAUCGACAUGUGCGAUAAGGCGGUAGGCAGUGUGGUGUCGAGAGGGAUGCGGGAGGGUCGGGAGGGCGAGAAGGCGGCUGUCCUUCUCAAUGCGGUGCUGCUCACGAGCGACGCCAGCCCCGGCAAGGCCACGAAUGGGCGGCUGAGCGAGCAGGAGACCCAGCUGGCGUGGGGGGUGUUCAGGGCCCUUGUCGAUCUGGUCAUGACCAUAUACCAGGUACGCUACGCCGAACAGACAGGGCAAGGCAAGAGAACCAGAGCAGUUAGUUAAAGUGCAUACAUACCAUACCCUUGUGUGUGGAUGUGUGUGCACAGAGUCACGACCCCACAGUGCGUGACGAUCGCUGUGUGUCGUUAUACCGCCCUGCCCUGGCCGCCCUCUACUGCGGGUUCAUCCAGCCCUCCGCACCCCAGCAAAGGAGGCAGUGCAUCUUCGCCGCCAAUCGGACCGAGUUCAUCGAAGCGGCCAAGCAGAACGGACACCUGCGAGACGUGAGCAGGCCAAGGGCCGCAUCCAUGAUGGAUGCACACACAUGGUCAUGCCGUGUGUGUGUAUGUGUGUUCGGAUGCGUGUGUUGUGUUCAGGCGAUAUCGAUGUUGUGUGAGGUGUGGUUCGAGCGCUACCCCUCUGACCUCAAUGACCUGGCCAGAGGUGGGUCAGAUACACACAAGCAUCCAGACAGACAGACGAGACAGCCAUGGGAGCGCACAGUUAUCUGCCUGUGUGUGUGUGCCCAGGUAUUGUGUCGGUGAGUGAAGAUGAUGGGCUGCCCGUGCUGGUCACAGACAUUGUGCGGCCUUUGGCCUUCCUCAUUGGGGCCAUCAAUCAGCCCUCAUAG